AGGACAAAAAGCCUUUCCUUCGUGUGCAGAUGAGAGUGACUCAUUCUCUUCUUUAGGGGCUUUUCUCUCCUCGAAAGACUACUUCCACUUUGCUAGGGCUGACAAAUUAUUUUUUUAACAAGUCCAUUGAUUUUGUGCUGUUUGAGUUCAAAAUUCCUGAUACAGAUGUUAACACCUACAAGCCUGCAUUGCACAGAAUGAGAAAUUAGUGAAGAAUUGAUCAUGAAUGGACAGGGGCUUGAUGAUCGUUAUGACAUCCUUUCUGUUAACAAAAGUCUUGAUGAGCUGGGUAUGUUAAGUACUGUUACAGAGAGCCGAAAGGAAUAUUUACAAGAGUGUUUGAGAGACGGCAUGGAAAAACUAAACGUAGAUCAACCAGGGCCCUCUAGUGCCCGCUGGGAUCCACAAAAGAGCCCCAAAAGUCCUGGAUCUUCAAAUUCUACUGAAAAGGAAAACACAAACCUUGGAGGAUUUCAAGUACUUACCAUGAAUUCAACCUUCAUAACCAGUUUUAAAGCUGGUUACGAAUUGCCUUGUCAUGGGAUUAGAGAGCCAACUUCUAAAAGAGUAUACAAAUGUAGUUUAACUCGCAGACGGCGGUUGCGUACACACCCUUAUGACAAUAACAUGCCUGUGCCUAGUACCAGUGAAACACCAGUUUAUAACAAUGGUUCAUAUCGCUUGCGAACAACCAGUUUAAGUAGUGGGACUAGUAAAAGUCGUGGGAAUAAUAGAAGCCAUAAUGGUAGUUGUAGUAGCAAUGGUAAUAAUGGGCCUAUGUUGGUCAGAUCUCGAAGUAUGGAAAACUUGUCUGCUUCAAUAAAUGAUGGGUUGAUUCUUUCAUCUAAGCCAAGAGAGCUAGAGACUGUAUCCAGAGGUAUACAGCAACUAAAGAUGGAUGAUUGUGUGUGAGGUUCACAGUUGGUGUGUUUAUCUGGCUAAUACACUACAUAUUACAUGUAUUAAUAUUUUUAAAAGAAAAAAUCACCUGCUGUUGGAAGUUUCUUCACUCUGCAUAUUUCUGAUUCAGGAAAUAAGGUUAAGAACUUCCAUUGUGCAGCAUCCAAGAAAUAUUCCAUCACUAAGUUGUUUCUUUUGUGGCAGAUGGAUGUAUUCUAGACUUGAUUUGUUAUUUUUGCUUUUUUGGGGGAAGUGUUGCUCUUGGUUAAAUGGUUAUCAGCAGUUGAAACUGAAAUGUGAUACGGUUCAGAUCUGAAGCCAAAGUAUUGAAGUGAGUUGCAUAUAUGGCCUUUGAUUGUGAAGUUGUUAUAUUUUUAUGUUACUUUAUUAAGAUCAAACCUUGUUAAUUUGAUAUUGAAGGACAGGAAAUUUAUUUAACUUCAAUCAGGUACAGUGCUUUUGUCUUGACAGUUCUACCUCAUGAUCAUUAUAGAUAUUUUUAAUGGUGAAUAUAUUUUAUUGGUACAAAUGUUAGAAUAUCAUGAAGAGAGAAUUGCUGUAGGCUUUGUUUGUUUAUACACCAGUGUGUUUGCGGGAACUAUCCAUUCAUAGAAAUAAUUAGCAACUAUUUGCAGGUAAGAGGCCAACAAAAGUUUGACAUUGUUAAGGGUAAUAUAAGGUGAUGAUUUUUUUACAUAGAGCAAAAAAAUUAAAUGUCAUAACUGGAGAACUAAGAAUUUAUAUGCCAAAGAUUAUGUCCUACUCUCGUGUAUAGAAAAAAGUGAUAAUAGUAGUAAAUUAGAAUAUUUGUUUAUGAAACUUAAAAUGCUUCUAUACCUCUCCUUAUAACAGAAUGUACUGAAGCUCACAUUUGUAGCAAAAAUAACAAAUAUUUAGUAUUUUUAAGGCUUAUAUUUGAAUGUUCACACUUUAUAUGUAAACUGUACAUGUUCAGUUCAUCAUUUCUUGAGUAUGCACACAGAAGUAAUAGGUUAUAGCCAGUGUGCAUGAGAAAGAAAAAUCUGUAGGAAAGAAAGUAUUCAUAAACUUAAAACUUUUUUCUUUU
Molecule: messenger RNA, 1966 nt
Organism: Penaeus indicus
Lineage: Eukaryota; Metazoa; Arthropoda; Malacostraca; Decapoda; Penaeidae
Exons: 3
Coding region: 223-912 (229 amino acids)
Source: RefSeq, a predicted model, not a curated record